This is a messenger RNA of Lethenteron reissneri (Far Eastern brook lamprey), 8343 nucleotides long. Its product is annotated as salivary glue protein Sgs-3-like. Lineage: Eukaryota; Metazoa; Chordata; Hyperoartia; Petromyzontiformes; Petromyzontidae. The record is from RefSeq and is a predicted model, not a curated record.
GUACGCAGCACCCAGCGUCUAUUCCUUUAAAUAUGCGCGUAAUCAGGGGCGAGGGUUAGAGCGUCGUGUGGAGGUUCUCUCGGUACUCGCUAUCGACACCACCUGCUCUCGUCCACCUCUCUCUUGCUCCUCCUCGCUCUCGUCUCCUCUGCGGGACACAUCAUCGCAGCGUGUGGCCACGACGGUCUGAGCCUCCUCCGCGGGCGGAUACGGAGGCCAAUCAUGGAACCGGUGCGCGCUCUUCGACCGAUGCCGCUGCUCGCCCUCGUGGCGCUGGCUCUGACUACCGGGUGCCUGGCGCGGUGCUUGGUGGACAGAGGUGAGCCGUCGACGACCACGGUCAAGACGCCGAGACCGGAGUGGUUCAAGAUGCUCAGCUACGACCCGUCCCUCCCCGAGCCCGUGGUCCCACGGGUACCGACCAAGCCGCCCACCACCCCCACCACGGGGGCGCUGACGAGGGUUGCACCGAGCAAGGGAGCCCCGCACGGUGAGCCACCCAAGGAGGAACCUCCCAAGGAGGAGCCAUCCAAGGAGGAGCCAUCCAAGGAGGAACCACCCAAGGCUGAUCCACCCAAGGCUGAUCCACCCAAGGAGGAUCCACCCAAGGCUGAUCCACCCAAGGAGGAACCACCCAAGGCAGAUCCACCCAAGGCUGAUCCACCCAAAAUUGAACCACCCAAGGAGGAUCCACCCAAGGCUGAUCCACCCAAGGCUGAUCCACCCAAGGAGGAUCCACCCAAGGCUGAUCCACCCAAGGCUGAUCCACCCAAGGAGGAACCACCCAAGGCUGAUCCACCCAAGGCUGAUCCACCCAAGGCUGAUCCACCCAAAAUUGAACCACCCAAGGAGGAUCCACCCAAGGCUGAUCCACCCAAGGCUGAUCCACCCAAGGAGGAUCCACCCAAGGCUGAUCCACCCAAGGAGGAACCACCCAAGGCUGAACCACCCAAAACUGACCCACCCAAGGCUGAACCACCCACAGCUGAGACGACAACGACUGAGCCAUCCCAGAAAGGGUCAGCCAAAGAGAAGUCACCCAAGAAGGAGUUGACCACCACGCAGUCGACCACCACUCAAUCGACCACCACUCAGUCGACCACCACCAAGCCAUCCACCACGCAGUCGUCCACCACUCAGUCGACCACCACCAAACCAUCCACCACUCAGUCGUCCACCACUCAGUCAUCCACCACUCAGUCAUCCACCACUCAGUCGUCCACCACCAAGCCAACCACCACGCAGUCAUCCACCACUCAGUCGUCCACCACGCAGUCGACCACCACCAAGCCAACCACCACUCAGUCGACCACCACUCAGUCGUCCACCACCAAGCCAACCACCACAAAGUCGACCACCACUCAGUCGACCACCACUCAGUCGACCACCACUCUGCCUCCCAAGAAGAAGUCAUCCACCACUAAGUCAUCCACCACUCAGUCAUCCACCACACAGUCGACCACCACACAGUCGACCAGCACCAAGUCAUCCACCACUCAGUCGACCACCACACUUCCGAGUGAUCCGCUAAACAAGAAGGCGGUUAAACAGUAAAGAAGAGAGAUAGGAGAGAGAUAAGAAAUAGCAUAGAGGUAAGAGAUAGGAGAGCCGACGGAUAGGAGAGACGAGAGAUGAGAGAAAGAUGUGAUAGGAGGAAGAUGCGAGGAAGAGAGAGAGAUAGAUACGAGAUAGGAGGGAGAUAAGUUAUAGUAGAGAGAUAAGAGAUAGCAAAGAGACACACUAUAGAAGAAAUAUAAGGCACAGAAGAGAGAGGGAAGGAGGGAGAGAGGAGAGAGAGAUAUCAGCCAGACUCAAUCAUUUGGGGCAAACCCUCUGCGCAAAUAAGUCCAUUGCAGGGGGGGGGGGGGGAUCGACAAUCAAACAAAAUAACGAGAAGAGAUUUUUUUAUCGAAUUUGGCAACAACAACAAAAAAAUUCAAUAUUACAAGAGCCCCAUUGUAAGUGGUGAGUACGAGACGGUGGUGGACCUUGAUAAGAAACGUCACGAAGCAGUCGUUAAAGAUCCGCGGGAUGGCCGAGCCCCCUCUCCUGGUUGAUGCUGGAGCGACGGCGCUUUUUUUUUCAUCACGGCGUCACGAGUCGCGCGCGUCACCACCCAUCCACGACGCAGCGAAAAAAAAAAAAGUCCAAAUUUGCCUUCGAUCAGAGAGUCAGUCACCAGCCACAUCGGCCUCGCAGCUGAUAUUUUAACGGGCCAAACGAACGGACGAAAUCCCAAUCGAACCCACUCGGAACGGACGAAUUAGCUCGUUCCGUUCCGAGUGGUUAUACAAACAUUCUGACGGAGCAGCGGUCCGCUGAUUCGGUCUAAAACUCAACAGCUCUGCAACAAAACAGCGCAGGGUCGCACACGGGAUAGGCUGCGGCAUUUUCGAACUUUAGUUUCUUUGGGACCCCUUUUUUUUACAGUUUAUUUUUUUGUUUGUGUGCAUGUUUUUGCCACAAGUACGUGUGGUGGUUAAUGCAGACUUGAUAGGCCUUGGCAUAGGUGUUGUAUAUUUGCUGUUUGAACAUCUGAACGCCUCCUGUUUGAUUGCCAGAAAGGGUAAAAGCAUAUUCUUACUUUUUUCGAACUUUAGUUUAAACAUUUUUUGGGACUGGCCCAAAAUCUGUGGUUUUUCCUCUCCAAAUCAAUCCUCCUUCCCUCCCUCCCUCCCAUUUGCUUCUUUGCAUGGUUAUUUCCCGAAUUAGCCGCGUGCAUUUACAUAGCUAACCCGACGAAAAUGGAAGAACGUGAUAUUUAACUAAUGUAAAGCUUAAAAAUCACAUCCCGAUCCAAUGUUUACACCGCAGUGAUUCAAUAAGAACACGAUGUUACACAAGGCAUAGGAAAGAUAUAAACAAGAGGUAGGAGACGGUAAAGAGGUAGGCAAGGUGUGAGUUAAGAGAGAGAGAGAGACAAGACAUUGAAUAGAGAUAGAAUAUGAGAGAUAACACGAGAGAGAAACGAUAGGAAUUAGAUAAGGGCUAGGAGAGAGAUAGUGGAGAUAGUGGAACGUGCUGAGACACGGGUGUGUGUGACGAUGGGCAUGUACCAACAAUUAAUCAAACUUCGAAAAUAUAUUCUUAUCCGCAUGAUGCAUGCAUCGAAUCGUGCUUCUAAAUAGUCGAUUAUUUCUCCUUUACUAUGCAAAUCGUAUGCUUAUUAUAUAUUGCCGGCGUGGGGCUGCGAGGUGCCGUAUGUCUCCGAGUUCGCUGGUUUCCUACCAAACGAAGCCAAACAAAGGCGGGAUGAUACAUCCCUCGCCCGCUACGCAGUAGGUUAUAGGUUCGAUCCCGGACCCAUACGAUGCCUCAUAUAUAUUUGGACUUCGCGUGUUUUCCUUCCCCGUGGUUACGAGGAUUUGUCUCCGGGUCCUUCGGGUUUGCCCUUCACAUUUAGAAACGUGUGCUUAUGUUGUUUGGCUGCUGCUUUAAAUUCCCACGUGUGACGAUGAUGAUGAUGAUGAUUAUGAUGAUAUCAGCCAUUUAGAUGAGUUAUCAUCACGUAUGACCAGGGUCGCCUUCGACACAGAGCUAAUAGAUCAGUGGGCCUUACCUGAUAAAAUAUAUUUUACACUAAAAAAAUGUAAUUGGCCAAACGUCCGAAUGUAGCAGGGCCCUCCUGAAAAUACAUUUUGAAACUCAGCGAGGCUGCUCCUGUGCAGAUAAUUGCUAUCACUAUAAUGAUUAAUCAAGACCAUUCGUUUAAUUUAGCAUUCCAUAACAACAAAAAUAGCAGUUGCAUUCAUGGGCAAUGUGCAGCACAGGUAGUAUAAGAUUAACUUCUCGAGACUCCAGAGAGUUCGGCUUUGGUACGAAGAGGUGGGCGAGUCAGGAGCAACGUCUGUGUUAUUAUGCAGGUCAGAUAGCUGCAGGCGUUUGAUCAAGAUUAGUAGAAAAGGGCCUCUUGUUUUCAAACCACAGAUACUUGCAAAGGGCGCUCGGAAUUUCGUGGUAGGAUAAGGUCGAUAAUACAGCAGUACCGUUGGCAGGAGAGCAUCCGAGACGUUAGCAGGACGAGGAGGGGCUUCUGAUUGGCACACGUGCGCAGGGAUGGAGAAGGGCAUGCGACCUGCACAGCUGUUUGAAUGCCACCCAGAAGGUUGGCGACCAAGUGGAAGAGACCUCAAGUCAGGUGGCGGCGAUGAUGGACGCUGUGAGAGUGACCUUUGGGGGUGGACCUGUGGAAUGCGUAACAAAGGGAAGACCUAACGCCAGAUGGCGUGAACGAUCAGACUGUGUGAGAGAGAGAUGGACCUCCGAGGCCGGGUGUCAACUUUGCAAAACCGCUGCAGAAUCCGGCAUGGGGCAGGAAGAGAUUGCGAAGUGGUGAUGGCAUAAACGGAAUUGUUUGUCCGCUAUGAUCGCUAGAACUUGACUUUGAGGGAGGGGUGUCGGGAGGGGUGCAUUGUUCAUUAGGGGGUAAGGGAGUGAGAGCUGAGCUCCUCUUUAUGCCUCGAGUUUCCUGUCUGGUUGCUGGCUGGGCUCCUGUACACUCCGACAAUGACUAUGUCCAUAAUACAGGUUUUUUUUGUGGUUAGAUCGCGUAAAUAUAUAAAUGUGUCGUUCAACCCGCCACCAGCCGACACAGCCAACUAGUAACGGGGGUUGUCACAUAAACAAAACGUGCUAAUUCGUUACACGUACAGCACACAUCGGUUGUGUGUCGGAGGGCAAAGCCACAACAUUGACAAUCUGUCGGGUGGUGCCGGGUGGCGGGUUUCACGACACAUUUAUAUAUUUAUACGCGAUCUAACCCAAACGGAAGCCUGUAUUAUGGAUGAUAUUGGUCGCGAAAGCCCAACCACGUGUUAAGAUGCCGGUGUCGUUGGUCGUGGCGGCUGUGGGUCAACGCCACAGAAAACUAAGCUGAGUAAGUAGCAACUGGCCGAACGGAGUUUUCCGUGUAACAAAUAAACAUUGAAUUGAGAAGUUCGGAAGGCGCAAUUACAAUAUCAAUAAUAAUUAUCGAUAGCGACACCAAAAAAGUGUGAGUAACGAAUACAGAAGAUUGACCACGAUUAAUUUCAAAUUGCUCUAACUCUUUUUUUCAAUCCGUGCUUCUUAUCAAUACAACUCUUUCGCUAGAAUGUUCUUAAAAUCCUAGGAUGUAUAUAUGAGCCCACAACACAUAUCAGGAUGGUGAGAAGGGUAUGAACAUGACAACUGUAAACAACAAUAAUCACACGCACCAGUUGCUGUUAACGCCUGCACUGUGUGUGGCACAUCCAUGUUGUCAAUCCACUGCUGGUUUGAGGGCCUCCCCACGCCGUGAUGGUCGUGGGGGUUAUUUGACCAUACUUCACCACGUUAGUCAGUGCGGGUUGGUGAAGGUGGGGCAUCUUCCUCGACAGAGGGGAUAGGGGCGUAGAAGUACAGUACAACAAUGGACAUCACUGCACCUCCCUCUGCUGUGCUACAGGUUGUUCCAAAGCGCGGUGUCCCAAACGAAUCCUCCCGAGUCCACUCGUUUCCAUAUACGGGUGAAGUAAGUCGUUACACGCUGACCGCGCCUGAUGAUUGUGAAACACUUUCCACGUGAGUUACGUAGAGUGUGUGGAGCGGCGGUGUCGUGAUUAUCGCACCUGCGCCUACUACGCAUCUGGCAAUCUGAGUUAAAUUCAUCGUCACGAUCAACAGCGGCGAAUUUCGAACCGGUCCUGGGCCUCCCCCAGGUCGACUCAGCCUCAAAUGAGCACCUGGUGUGGUGCGUACACCUCGCCACGAGGGCGUGGUGCUGGCCACACGCCCCCCCCCCCCACCUCGUGUGCCGUGCCGGCCUUCAUCGAUGCUGGCGAACAGCACUUACCCCAACAGCCUGUUAAAGGCUAUGCGGGGGGGGGGGGGGGGAUUUUGUCUUUGUGUUGUGUAUCCCCCAUGUUGGGCCAGGUGUUGUUAGCGAGCACCUAUUAAGGGCAGCACGGCACACGAGGUGGUGGUGUGGCCAGCCCCACGGCUGGCAGCCUUUGUCCCCAACAGUCUACGUAGGCUAUACGCGGGGGGGGGAGGGGGCUGCGGGGAAAUCAUUGUCUUUGCUCCACGUGGCUGAAGAAUUCGAAGGUUAGCGGCGCUCCCGACGUCACUCAGGUGGGAGGUGCUUCACAACCAUCGGGCUCGUGUAGCGUGCAUACCGAAUUGAAUCGCAUUUGAAUGGAUGUACACCGGCAGAUUCGAAAUCACGCACUUUGCUGGGUCGCGAGAAGCAUCGGUUGCGGAGACCGAUUUAUUUGAAGGCAUAUUUCACGAAGAAGUCAACGCAACGGGGUACUCGUUCCCGUGUCUCUCGGCCUUCAUUGCGCUCCCGUGAAGUGACGCUAACAGCAUGUUGUAACAAAUGUCCAGGAUCCAGUGAAGGUAACAAUUGAAAAACAUCUGAUAUUUAACAACAACAACAACAACAAGAAUAAUUAGAUGUACACAAUUGAUAUCGCUUCACACGUGCACUACUCAUACGUUAUUCAUAACGAAAACUCCCGCGAAUAAAAUAGGGCAUUGUUACCUGAUCUGCGGAUUCGAACCCGUGUCAAACGAGGUUACCCAUCCACCUCACCCGCCCCCUCCACCCCACCCCACCCCAUCCCCCCACCCGCCCCCUCGGUCGCAGAGUCUCCUGAUCCGACCUCUGCACCCCCCACCACCCUUCACCGGUGCCUCUUAGCCAGGUAGCUGUCACUCCCAAACUCCCACCCCACCCCCACGCAUCCAUCUCCCGCAGUGUAUAAUUGAGCUGUGUGCGGUGAGCGAUUUAUGUAUUGGCUGUGUGUUCAGAUCCGGUUGUCCAUAGAGUUCAAAUGCCGCUAUCCUUGGCUCACUUACUUCGCCUUGCGAAAUGAAUCUCUCCUGUGUGCUCACCCUACCCGGAUCUCGGUACACAAACCGCGACUCAUCCCGUGCUGUUGUUUCACUGGAUCGCCUCCUUUACAUCAGAGAGGAGGAAGAGGUGGUGGACGAGUGUGGGCGGUGGAAGAGUUGGUGGUAACGGGAAGCUCUGGAGAGAGAAAGUUAAAUUAAAACGCCAGAGUGCAUUUGAAUUUAAAGUACACAAGAAUGAGAAGUUAAUUUCCCACUGAGCUAAGGAGCUCGUAUUCAAGGGCGACUCGGCUGGCAUACAACAUCAAAGCAUUCCCACAAAUGGAAUUGUAUGUACGUACAUACGUACAAUGAAUAGCGCUUACAAAUUAUGCAUUUACAACACAGGAGUAACGUUAAUGCGUAACAACACGCUCAUAGGUCAGGAUUUAAACACACAAUCAAUGAUAAAAAAAUAGCCAACCUUUCAUCAUGAUAAUCAUGAUAAUCAUCAUCAUCAUCUUCAAUCAUCCUUAAAUCCACAUGUUUAUUGAAAAAUAUACCUGCUGUCGGAAUGGGCUAUCAUUGAUUUAUCAUCAUCACCAUCAUCAUCCUUUCCAAAAUGAUCAUCGCUUAUUUCCAACGUCGUUAUCAUCAUCUUAGCCUUUGCAAAGGUCGAGGAUUGUGCAAUCAUCAUCACAUUUAACAUUACCUAUCGAUCAUCAUCACCACCAUCAAGGCUUUCACAAAUGGUCUGCGGAUUGCGCCAACGUAACAUCAAAAAUGAUCGUUGGAUCAUCAUCAUCAUCAUGAUUCUAAUCAUAUUCAUCCCUUCCACCAUGGGCUCUGUGGAUUGUUUCCAUGGUUCGUGAUGUCCCGACAUCAGCAUCGUCCCGCGCGCCAAUCUCACACCGAGACUCCAAGUCCCGAUUGGUUCUCUCUCGCCACGACUCCAGACCUAUUAUUGAUAAGCGUUCCGAAUUGGAUGGAUGAUAAGCAAAAAUGCGGCUUUUAUUUACCACGGAGGGAAAUGCUAUCACUGAAUGGAGUAGCUUAGUUGCCAUGCCCCCCCCCACCUCCCGCGCAAUUAAUUUUAUUUCGCACUCCUAUCGGCGUUUUUUGUUGGUGCGAAGUUUGUUGAUGUAACUCGCUGACCCGCCCCCUUACUGGACAUCCGUGAAAAAGGGCUUAGUAGCUCGUCGGAUUCCUCCAGGAUAAAGAUUGUGAUUCUGAAUAAAAGUGCCCCCCGGAGUAAUUCCUCCCUUGUCCCAUUCGACUCUCGUCAGUCCCGGUGCAGUUGCACCGCCUGCACGCUUGAUCGCUACUUCAUCGGUUAUCAGUAAAGUUGUCGGGGUUGUUGUUGUUGUUGGUGGAUUGAAAUUUUGUUGUUGUUGUUGUUGCUCUGGACACCCACGGGGUUUAAGGUGUCCGGUUGUGGCUCGGACCCUGGGGCUUAUACAAAUCGAGCGAUCACAUUUGUGCCUCUGGUAGUUCUAUAGAUGGGUUUUUGAUGAGCAGGUAGUCUGGAUUUUACGGGGGGGGGAGGGUAUC